CCGAGAACAUCCUCUUCUCGAAGUCUCGAUUGAAGCAGCCAUGGAGGACACGAUGACCCAAGAAGCGGCGGCGGCUGCGCCGCCGGAGAGGCCCUCUUCGGCUUUCGUUUUGAGGAGCCUCCAGGACUACACCGUCGGGGCCAUCCCCACCCUCUUCUACGUCCCCGACUUCAUCUCCCAGUCCGAGCAGUCGCAGCUCCUCCACCACAUUUACCAAGCGCCGGCGCCCAAGUGGAAAUCCCUCAAGAACCGGAGGCUGCAGAACUGGGGAGGAGUGGUACAUGAGAAGGGGCUCCUGCCGCAGGCUUUACCUUCAUGGCUAACAAGGAUAACCGACAGAAUCUGGCAGUGGACUGGUUUAUUUCCUUCUGCAAUCAAUCAUGUGCUGAUAAACGAGUAUCAUCCUAAUCAAGGGAUCAUGCCACACCAAGAUGGUCCUGCCUACUACCCUGUUGUUGCUAUCAUAUCUCUUGCUUCGCCUGUUGUGAUAGAUUUCACACCCCAUAAAAGGCUUAAAGAGCAGGAGCAUACUGAUCCACAGAACAGACAGACCGAUGAGUUGCUGGGGCCUUCUAUGAUGGAGAGCAAUGGCUCUGGCUCACAUGAAUGCGGAACCUCAAAUGAAUCUGAUCCUGCAUCUUCGUCACUUAUGCUGAUGCCCUGCAGCCUGUUGAUAUUUAAAGAUCAGGCUUAUACAGACUACCUGCAUGGCAUACAAGAUAAUGAGCUGCAUAAUCUAGACAAGGUCGCGAAUUUGUCGCGGUGCCAAGAGUUGAGGCAUCUAAAUUCGGACUCCAUCCAAGGGACCAUGGAUGAACAGCAUGGCACCUUCCGCAGGACUGCCACAAGAGUCUCGCUAACAUGUCGGUUGGUGCUGAAAGUUCACAAGAAGCUAUUCAAAAUCUAGAAAUUCUGAUUAGACUUGUUUUAGAAUAGUACACCAUUAUGCCCUUGUAAGAUACAGAGACAUGUUAUGGGAGUUGUUUGGCAAUCAAUUCUUUUUUUUCCCCUUUUUUGCAAGAAACGAUUGCUUCAUUCAUUAAAGUCGAUCGGAUUACAAUCGUUUGAGUA
This is a messenger RNA of Setaria italica (foxtail millet), 1071 nucleotides long. Its product is annotated as alpha-ketoglutarate-dependent dioxygenase alkB homolog 6. The record is from RefSeq and is a predicted model, not a curated record. Bases 41 to 907 code for a protein of 288 amino acids. The transcript has 7 exons. NCBI's taxonomy places the organism in Eukaryota, Viridiplantae, Streptophyta, Magnoliopsida, Poales, Poaceae.